UCUGCGGUGCCGUGUGCAGCGGCAUGGACGAAAUAAACACGCAGCAGCUGAUAGCGCUCGUGCAGCAGAGACCUGUCAUAUGGGACAAGACUCUUUACGCUUACAAGGACCGCAAGCUGAAGGAUGCGGCGUGGAGGGAAGUAUGUGCGGCUCUGAGGGAGGAUUUUGAGCUACUUGGACAGAAGCAGCGGCAGGAAUUCGGCAAAUUGGCUUUGAAGAAAUGGUCACAAACCAGAGACUCGUGGAUGAAAUCUGUUAAGAAACGUCAUGAACAAAAAUCAUCGACAUUUCCCGCCAGGCCGUCGAGGCUUUAUUUGUACCACGAGCAGAUGUUGUUUUUGAACAAGGUUAUUGAGACAUCCGUCUCUCAAGACAACUAUUUUCCGCAAGAAUCUACACCAACAAAUGUGACGAGUGAAGCAAGCAAAACUGCACAAUACGAAAAAAUUUAUGAAUAUAUUCCAAAACCUGAAAUCAUAAAUAAUUAUGCUACACAAAGGAAAAGAAAGAAUGAUAUUAAGGUUGAGUCUGAUGUGGAAAUGAAGUUUUCGGACAAUCAGCCGUGUAGAGAACACUGUGGCUGCCGGCAUAUGGCGUUCUUCAACAGCCUUCUGCCAUCAUUGUCCUUACUUGACGACACUGAAACUUUAAAAUUUCAGUCUGAAGUCUUAAGCGUGUUACAAAACAUCAAGAGAAAAAGAAGUGAAUCUAGUUAAAAAUUUACCAUUGCAUUUUAUGCAACUUAGGAACUGCAAAGAGUCGCAAAAUCCAGGUUAGUUCAAUAAUACACAUUACCUAGCGGCAUGAAUUUAUCAAAGCUGAUAAGCCCAGAAGCCGACUCGGCGCGGCCAUCUACACCACCAUCAACUACCGCAAGUUGCUCCUUUUUGGAACAGGAUUUAUCGAAUUUUUAUGCCAUUUCUCGUAGGAAUAGCCGUUUGUCAGCAUAAUUGUGAUUUAAUUUUGCAUAAAUGGAAAACACAGUAAGUUAAUUGUUCUGCUUGUAUACUUUCAUGAUUCUGUACUUUGUCUUUAGUGAAAGUUUGAAAAUAUCCUGAAUGAUAACAUUAAAAUCCAAAAAUUGAGCUUAAGGA
Messenger RNA from Schistocerca serialis cubense, 1094 nucleotides. RefSeq lists its product as uncharacterized. Gene Ontology annotation, cellular component: transcription regulator complex; nucleus. Lineage: Eukaryota; Metazoa; Arthropoda; Insecta; Orthoptera; Acrididae. The coding region runs from base 24 to 716 and encodes 230 amino acids. Gene Ontology annotation, biological process: regulation of transcription by RNA polymerase II. The record is from RefSeq and is a predicted model, not a curated record. The transcript has 2 exons.